ACGACGAUGCUCGACGUCGUAUGUUGCUGCGGGAGGUGAGGUUUGCACAAUUUGGCCACCGUCGAACUUGGGACGUGUCUGAUGCGGGAGAUGUCGAGGGCGUUUGAGGAAGUGAGUUCUUCGUUACUGCGAAUCGAGAGGGAUUAAGAGUGAGCAUCUGACGUGCCAAAUGGGGCCGACUGCGCAGGCGCUUGGUUCAGCUCUUCCCCAGAUUACGCGCACGGUUACUUGUUUCAAUCCUACAUCUGGGAAGAAAUUCGGGAAUUCUUUCAGGCCUUGUGAAUUGCUGCGGCGACCUUCAGCGGUCCACAUCCGUUUCCUUCGGCAAUCUGUGGGAAGGAGAAAGCCCGCGAUUGUGGUCAGGUGUGAGCGUAAUUCGGGGGAGACCGAAGAGAAAUCUUCAGAUGAGGACAAGCCUUUUUUUUUAUCGGCCGACUUUUGGUUGCAAGUCGCAAUUUUUCUCUUUGCUGCCGGCUUUGUUGACGCAGGGUUCAGUGGAGAUUGGUCACGAAUAGGAGUGUUGACGAAGGAAACAGAGGGAGAGCUGCAAAUGGCAGCAAUUGGUGUUGUUCCCCUCGCCGGUACUUUGAUUUGGUCAAUAAGUCAGCGGAGAAAGCUCUGAAGGAUGAUCAGCUUCAAACAGAGAAGCCAGAGACCAAUUGUGGUGAUGCAAUUAUAAGGCUUUCUGUAUCCAAUUUUCAUCCUCUUAGAUCUCAGUCGUUCGCCGAAUGCUAGUGUCAAUGACGCUUACAAGUCCUCUGAAUCCAGUGCCUUCGAGAUGAGGGAAUCUUCCCUUGACUUCAAGCGAAAAGACUUUGAAUUUCCGUCCUUGCUUCAUUUGAGGAUUCAGAGGUAGAGAUUCAAAGCAGCAGGUCAUCGAUGGCAAUGAUACUUCCAGUAGUACAUAUUUAAUAUAGACGUUUGGACUGCAUCAACAUUCAGCCAGAAUGGGAAGAAAUGAAGUACGACAUGAGAACUCCGAACUCUGUUGAACUUCGCAGAUAGUUGAUGGAUCAGGUCAGCAGUUUCGAGGAUGGGGUGUGUCUGACAGCUACGAAAAGGAUCCCUUUUUUUUUCUAAGGAAGAGAUGGCAAUGUACAUGCAGGGUGACAUCUGCCAGUAGUAGAUGUGGAAUGGGCAACUAUUUGUAUGGAAUGCCGUGGAAUUGAAUAGAUAUAGCGAGGAUCUAGCAAACAUAGAGUCUUGUCCUCAAGUUUUUCAGAUGAGUGGUGCUUGUGGAGAAGGUUCUGAGUAACGUGCAAAUUGAUUUCGC
This is a messenger RNA of Marchantia polymorpha subsp. ruderalis, 1273 nucleotides long. Lineage: Eukaryota; Viridiplantae; Streptophyta; Marchantiopsida; Marchantiales; Marchantiaceae. The record is from the annotation of a GenBank genome assembly.